AUGGAGGAACUAAUCAUCUCUCCUUCCUCAUCCUCCUCUCUCGUCUCUCUACCCCAAGAGAACCCAACCCCAACACCAUCCCUUCAACAAAAACUUCAAUUUCUCCUCCAAAGCCAACCGGAUUGGUGGGUCUACGCCAUUUUCUGGCAGGCCUCACACGACGACAAUGGCAACCUUUACCUAUCCUUCGGAGAAGGCCAUUUCCAAGGCACCAAAGAAACUUCCCCAAAAUUCCCAACCCCCAUUUCCACUAAAAAGUUCACCAAAUCCCCCACAACAGAAAACAUCAACGACGCCGAGUGGUUCUACGUCAUGUCGUUGACUCGCACUUUUGCCAUCAACAAUGCUUCUUCUUAUUCUUCUUCUUCUUCUUCAUCAUCAUCUUCUACAACUUCACUCCUUGGCAAGUCUUUUGCUUUGGGCUCCGUGUUGUGGCUCAAUAGCAAGCACGAACUCCAAUUCUACAACUGCGACAGAACCAACGAGGCCCACGAGCACGGGAUCGAAACGUUGAUCUCCAUCCCCACACAAAACGGCGUCGUGGAAAUGGGAUCCUACGACACCAUCAAGCAAAACUGGAACCUCGUCCAACAUGUCAAAUCUCUAUUCCAACCCCUUCCAGAUCCGCUUCCCGUUCAAGUCCACGACGACCACACCAUCUCCUUCGCCAACAUCGGCAUCGUCGCCGGAAUCCAAGAAACCAAAAAGCGUAAACAAACCCAAACAACGCUCAACAACAAAAACGACAACUACGUCGACUCCGAACACUCUGAUUCGGAUUGUCCAACCUUGCCAACCACAAUAACCCCGACAACCUUGGAGCCCAAAAAACGAGGCAGAAAGCCUGGUCUCGGACGCGAGACGCCAAUGAACCACGUCGAGGCUGAGCGACAACGGAGGGAGAAGCUGAACCACCGCUUCUACGCGCUACGUGCGGUGGUUCCCAACGUUUCGAGGAUGGACAAGGCAUCGUUGUUGUCCGAUGCUGUCGCUUACAUCAACGAGCUCAAAGCGAAGAUUGAGUACUUGGAAUCGCAGCAACAAAGAGAGGGUAGUAAAAAAAUCAAGACAGAAAUGACGGAUACCAUGGAUAACCAGAGCACCGCCACCACCUCCACCAUCGUAGACCAGAGCAGGCCUGGGCCUGGAGGCCCAGGCUCAUUUGGUCUCGAGAUCGAUGUGAAGAUCGUGGGGCCCGAUGCCAUGGUGAGGGUGCAAUCUGAAAAUGUUAACCACCCCGGGGCGAGGCUAAUGGGUGCAUUGAGAGACCUAGAGUUUCAGGUUCAUCACGCUAGCAUGUCGUGCGUUAACGAUCUUAUGCUACAGGACGUGGUGAUUAAUGUUCCUAAAGGAAAGAGGAGCCAAGAGGGUCUCAAAUCGGCGAUUCUCCUGAGGUUGGAUCAGUGA
Molecule: messenger RNA, 1407 nt
Organism: Sphenostylis stenocarpa
Lineage: Eukaryota; Viridiplantae; Streptophyta; Magnoliopsida; Fabales; Fabaceae
Source: the annotation of a GenBank genome assembly